Molecule: messenger RNA, 10300 nt
Organism: Oncorhynchus keta (chum salmon)
Lineage: Eukaryota; Metazoa; Chordata; Actinopteri; Salmoniformes; Salmonidae
Product: tight junction-associated protein 1-like
Biological process (GO): Golgi organization
Cellular component (GO): trans-Golgi network
Source: RefSeq, a predicted model, not a curated record
UUAAUAGCCUAUUUUGAACGUCAGGACGCUCAGUACGUGGGGAUUCCUAAGGAUUACCCAGUGUACCCCGCGGGUAAAGAUGGCGAUAGAAGAGGGUAGGAGAUCAACUUUAUCCGGGAACAAUCGUUGCUAAAUGUCGGGUUGAGAGAGAAUACACCGUUAGUUAGCGAGUGUGUAGUUGCUUAAUGGCUAGCCACCUAUUUCACUGUCAUUUCGUGAGUCCAGACUACGCAACGUGAUCGAAUAAUCGAAUUGUGCCCGUGCACGAGCUUCCUUCCUUGCGACCAAACUGCAGAGUCCGUCCUGAGAAGAGCGGAUAAAGUUUAUUACGGAUCUGACUCAACCCGCUGAUUGACGCUGAUUUUUUUUGUUGUUGUUGAUUAUUUGGCGUAACAGUCGGACACUAUCUAAACAGGUUAUCAGUAGCCCAGAGGUUCACAUGCCUAGAGAGAGAGGACGAAGAGGAAACGAAGAGGGGACACACUCAGGGUGAUGAGUCUGGAGCACGCAGCAUAUACUCUUAAAGAAUGCCUGUGACUUAGGAACCUGUGGAUGAGGACAUCGCUGGAAUAACUUGGGAAUAACAAAACGGACAGACAGACGGACGCUGAACGCCAAGGAUGACGAGCGCUGCCCCGGCCAGGAAGCCUUACCGCAAGGCUCCGCCUCAGCACCGCGAGACACGAAACAGCCUGCCCUUGUUUCGAGAGGACCUUAGUGGGAACACGCCGCCUGCCCACACCGCUGGCCCCAACCUGCCUGACCCCUGCCAGGACUCCUUAUCAGAUGCAGACAGGAUCAAGAUCCUGCAGCAACAGAAUGAAGACCUGCGCCGUCGGCUCUCCCACACCACCCACAAGAUGGAGGCCAUGGAGACAGAGUUUGAGACCAGCCGCCACUACAUGCGGGAGGAAAUGGGUCGUACCCGCGACGACCUGGAGAAGAUGAGAGACAAGUUCCGCAGACUGCAGAACAGCUACACUGCCUCCCAGCGGGCCAACCAAGACCUGGAGGAGAAGCUUCAUGCCCUGCUCCGUAAAGUGGAGAGGGACAAGAAGACAAUGGACCAGGAGAUAGUGGAGCUCACCAACAAACUCCUGGACGCCAAGAACACCAUCGACAAGCUAGAGGAGUUGAACGAGCGCUAUCGGCAAGAUUGCAAUUUGGCCGUGCAGCUGUUGAAGUGCAAUAAGUCCCAUUUCAGAAACCACAAGUUUGCAGAUCUGCCCUAUGAGCUGCAGGACAUGGUGAACAAGCACAUGAAGGCCAGUCUGCCGGAUAAGAGUUCCCAGGGGGCCCAGGGCCAGGACUCCGACACCAUGAGCCUGACGCCCGCCGACGUGGUGCCCACCUCAGUCAUUGCCCGCAUCCUGGAGAAGCCUGAGCCUCUGGUGCUCAACUCUGCCCAGUCCAGCAGCAGUGCAGGCCGGCCCCAGGCAGAGGACGUGUUUGUGCAUGUGGACAUGACUGGGCCCCAGGCAGGAGGGGGUAGAGAGAACGGGGGUCCCGGUCACAGCAGCAGGGCCCCAGCCCAGAACAGCCAGGCCCAGGAGCUCCUCCAGCAGAACGGCAUGUGUCGGAGCCAGAGCAGCCUGUCAGCAGACGGCCAAUCAGGAGAGGAGGGUAGAGAGGGUGGUGCCUUCGAGAAGCUCAACCCCUACCCAGCCCCCCCUCCGCCCCACCCCCUCUAUCCCGGCCGCAAGGUGAUAGAGUUCUCCUCGGACGACAAGGUGAAGAUCCCCAAGAACAGCCCCCUGCCCAACUGCACCUACGCAACACGCCAGGCCAUCUCCCUCAGCCUGGUGCAGAACGACGAGGAGAACGAGCGCCAGCGCACCGUGCCAAACAGCCCCGCUGUGUCGGACGGGGGCUGGCGAUCUGGGACGUCCUCCUCCUCAGGGGGAGGGGGGCAGCGUGACCCCUGCCGCACCCCUACUCAGCUGGACACCGCAGACCCUCUCUCCAACCAGUCCAGCCCCUUCAGCAGCCCCCCUCAGCCCCCCAGCGCCUUUGCCAGCUCAGGUAGCUCCGAGGAGGACCUGCUGGCCAACUGGCAGCGCAUGUUUGUGAAGAAGAUGGCACCAUCCUCUGAGGGCAACCUGGUCAACCGCACCUCCUUCAGCAGCGAGACGGUCAAGGACCUGGAGAGGACCCGGACCGGCAAGCCAGUGGGUGGGGGUUCCGACAGGGGGGCAGUACGGGGGGCCUACUCGGACGGGGAGGAGGGGUCCUCCACCCACAGCUGGACAGCAAGCCGAGAGUCCAGCCUGGACACUGACACCAGCAGCAUGGCUGACCUCCGCACCAGGAGGGGGCAUUAUGGAGCAGACUUCUCCACAGAGGAAAGCGAGCAGCUGCUGAUGGCCCUGGACCCACUGGACAACGACCGAGACAACACCAGUGGCGACACCGUGUCAACGGCCAUCACUGUGGAGACCAGCCCGGCGGAGGCCAAUAGGAAUGAUUUUGUGGAUGAGACUGGGUCUGUAGGCAGCUCUGCAGAGGAGAGAGACAUCCUGCCACAGGACUUCCCAAUCAAAGUCCCCCGGGUCCUGGCAGGGCUAGAGGACUACACAAAGAACACCCCUCCCCUUCCCGCAAACUCCUCCACUUCCACCCCCGGCCGACCCCUGAAGAGCCCAAAGAGGAUGGGAGUCCACCACCUGCACCGCAAAGACAGCCUGACCCGGGCACAGGAGCAUGGUAACCUGCUGGACUGAGACUAGGGGACUUUACUGCUCUCAUUUCAUCAGUCAUCUGACAGACUAACUCUUCAAUGGUCUGUGGACUCUUUAUCUUACCAGAAAAGAGAGAUGAUUCGUGUUGGUCCUUCCUUUGUCCGUGCUGCUGUCUCUCAUGAGUUUAGUCAGGAAAUACACACAUUCUCUAGUAACCACAUUCAAGAGCUGACUGUUCUUUAAAAGAUAUGUACGAUGCCUGGCUGCCGGUUGAAUGGUAAAGUUUGCGGUGUUCUUUCCCACUGUAGACCUGCAAUCUCCUCCAGUAGCAGAACAAAGGGUCCUACAGGGGUUUCUGAAUGAGGUUAGUUUUCUGUCUCAACACUCCAAAACUGUUGCAGAGAGGAGAAUGGCGACAACAGGAGAUGCAGUGUCAUUUCCUGUGUGUAAACAUCCAGCCAGUGUGUGUUCUCAUGGAACAGCCCAGAUGGUGCAACGUUUCAUCUCGUCUCUUGAAAUGCUCGGCGAUAUGCAGGAUGGAGGGAGUUGUUGCCUUCUCCCUUGUUGGUUCUCUCUUACCCUGGAUCCCCCUCCCCCCUAGAGAAAUGAUAUGUCAUGCAGGAAUCUGAUAACAGGAGAACUUUACCUCCAUCUCUGAAUGGACGAAUGGUGAAGAGGGCAAGCACUUGCAAGCACAUGCUGUUGUCUGGUGUGAGUGGAUGGUGGAACGGACCCCCACACAGACUCUCAGUGCCUAUCCCUCUCUGUCUGAGGGGGUUUCUAACCCCACAAUUCCCAGAACAGAUCUAUUCUGAUGCCCCUCUGAAGCACCUGAAGUGUGCAGCAGUCUGUUGAGGACCCACUCUUAAAGGCUCUCUUCUCUGUAAUUGGUCAACUACACAAGAACUAGGAAGGUCACCCUCAAUGAAUUCCUGAAAUUGUCGGUCUCACUAAAGUUUAUUUUCUCAAUAACACAUUAGUUUUCAUUGAUUUGUCUUUCUAUUAUCGUAAUUGUUAACUUUUUUUAUUUCUUUAAAUCGCUUCUUCAUUCAAAUAAUUUUGAUUUUGACAUUUAGAUUUUUAUGCAACUAUAUUAUGGCUGAGGUCUGGACAUAUUAUGACAUUAAUGGUCGAGAACAGUCAAAGUAUUUCUACUCUUUCACUUUUGUUCUGUUAUUGAUCUGUCAUUGGAUUUAGUCAUCUGUAUUUUCAUUUCAAGAAACAAACAGGCCUAUAGUUCUAUUGUUAACUCUGGUACAUUACAUGGGGUUUUACAAAGGAAGACCUAAAUGGCAUGGAACACGGUGUUUUUCAGAAGAACCACGACAACCUUCAAGGUAUUUUUUUGGAUGUGUUUUAGAAAUAUUCACUAGGCCCUGGGGGGGGUAAUUCUCCUUGAAGAUGCCUUCAAUUCUCAUUGUGUACCACUUCUGUUAGCAAUGUAUUCAGUAACGAUAGUAUGUUUCCAGAAUAUCAAAGUGACAAGGAAUAAUCGAAGGCGAAAGGUCUGCAUGGUAUGACAGGGCUGGUUGACAUUUUUGCUAUUUCUUUACCGUUGACAAUUUCCUGAUCAGGAAAGUAUUUUUGUUGGUGUACUUCCCAGUCUCCGUUGUGAGGGUUCACAGAGGAUGUUAUGCUAGUAACUAGUAAACUGUGAAGAGGAUAAUGAUUUCAUAUGUUUUCCUCUGUGUUCAGCCAACCUUUUAAGUAUUUAAUCAGUGUGCUUAUCAGAUGUCCCCACCCCUAGAUAUUCUGGUGGAGAGAGUUCAGAUCAAUUGAAAAAAUGCAAAGUUGUUUUAAUCUUUGGCCCUUUCUAAAUACACCUAAUCUGGAAUGUAAUCAUGGCUUUACGGUAUUUGCCGUUUAUUUUCGCUAUAGGUCCAUUUUCAUCUACAUGCUUUUGUAUGGAUAUAAUUUUUGAUUUUAUGGAUUGAUUUUUGAUGGUGUGCGUGUGUUCCUUUUGGACUUUAAUUUGGUCCAGUAUAUUCAAUUGACUUACCGUUCUGUAUUUAGCCAUGUUGAAUUUGUCUUAAUUGUAAUCCAUAAAAUGUGUUAAGCAUCAGACAUUCUCUAUGUACAGUUGAAGUCGGAAGUUUACAUACACUUAGAUUGGAGUCAUUAAAUCUCACUCCACAAAUUUCUUGUUAACAAACUAUAGUUUUGGUAAGUGGGUUAGGACAUCCACUUUGUGCAUGACACAAGUAAUUUUUCCAACAAUUGUUUAGAUGGAUUAUUUAACUUAUAAUUCACUGUAUCACAAUUCCAGUGGGUCAGAAGUUUACAUACACUAAGUUGACUGUGCCUUUAAACAGCUUGGAAAAUUCCAGAAAAUGAUGUCAUGGCUUUAGAAGCUUCUGAUAGGCUAGUUGACCUCAUUUGAGUCAAUUUGAGGUGUGUCUGUGAAUGUAUUUCAAGGCCUACCUUCAAACUCAGUGCCUCUUUGCUUGACAUCAUGGGAAACAUUGUAGACCUCCAAGUCUGGUUCAACCUUGGGAGAAAUUUCCAAAUGCCUGAAGGUACCAGGUUCAUCUGUACAAACAAUAGUACGCAAGUAUAAACACCAGCUGUCAUACCGCUCAGGAAGGAGACGCGUUCUGUCUCCUAGAGAUGAACGUACUUUGGUGCGAGAAGAGCGACUCAAUCCCAGAACAACAGCAAAAGACCUUGUGAAGAUGCUGGAGGAAACCGGUACAAAAGUAUCUAUAUCCACAGUAAAACGAGUCCUAUAUCGACAUAACCUGAAAGGCCGCUCAGCAAGGAAGAAGCCACUGCUCUGAAACCGCCAUAAAAAAGCCAGACUAUGGUUUGCAACUGCACAUGGGGACAAAGAUUGUACUUUUUGGAGAAAUGUCCUCUGUCCUUUAUCAUUAUGUUUGGAGGAAAAAUGGGGAUGCUUGCAAGCAGAAGAACACCAUCCCAACCGUGAAGCAUGGGGGUGGCAGCAUGAUGUUGUGUGGGUGCUUUGCUGCAGGAGGGACUGGUGCACUUCACAAAAUAGAUGGUAUGAUGAGGCAGGAAAAUUAUGUGGAUAUAUUGAAGCAACAGCUCAAGACAUCAGUCAGGAAGUUGAAGCUUGGUCGCAAAUGGGUCUUCCUAAUGGACAAUGACCCCAAGCAUACUUCCAAGGUUGUGGCAAAAUGGCUCAAGGACAAGAAUGUCAAGGUAUUGGAGUGGCCAUCACAAAGCCCUGACCUCAAUCCUAUAGAAAAUGUGUGGGCAGAACCUCCUUGAGUGACCUCUGUCCACACUAACUUCCUCUUCUGUUCAAUAGGCAGACUGUAGUGUACAGUAUACACCGACUACAUUGAGAUGGGCAUACACUCCUACAUCGAGCCGGCUAUACACUGUAUAUCAUAGCCUACAAACUUGACUCAGUUUCACCGGCUCUGUCAGGAGGAAUGGGCCAAAAUUCACCCAACUUAUUGUGGGAAGCUUGUGGAAGGCUACCCAAAACGUUUGACCCAAGUUAAACAAUUUAAAGGCAAUGCUACCAAAUACUAUUUGUGUGUAUUUAAAUUUCUGACCCACUGGGAAUGUGAUGAAAUAAGUCACUCUACUAUUAUUCUGACAUUUCACAUUCUUAAAAUAAAGUGGUGAUCCUAACUGACCUAAGACAGGGAAUUUUCUGUUAGGAUUAAAUGUCAGGAAUUGUGAAACUGAGUUUAAAUGUAUUUGGCUAAGGUGUAUGUAAACUUCCGACUUCAACUGUAGCUUUAGUACAUAAUAAGGAUGAUUGAGGCAAAAGUCUGCAUUUUCAUUCAUGUAUUUGCCUUUCUAAUGGCUUUUUGAUUGCGUGGUUAUGAAGCCGGAUUUAUUGAUCCCAGAUUGACAGCUCACAGUGAAAGCCCUUCAGUAUAAGGCAGUAAUCCAGUAUGAAGUCACACACCUCAUGCAGUGUUCUUAACUCUGAGUCAGACUCUAAACCACCUGCUUGUAUUUGUGGGCUGAAGACUGUGUAAUAUCAUAUACGGUGCAUUUUGAAAGUAUUCAGACCCCUUCACUUUUUCCGCAUUUUGUGACGUUACAUCCUUCUUCUAAACUGCAUUAAAUAGUUUUUUCCAUUCAUCAAAUCUACACACACAAUACCUCAAAGACAAAACACAUUUAAAAAAAUAUAUAUAUUUUUUUAACUAAGCUCACACUUACAUAAGUAUUCAGACCCUUUACUCAGUACUUUGUUGAUGCACCUUUGGCAGUGAUUACAGCCUUGUAUGACGCUACAAGCUUGGCAAACCUGUAUUUGGAGAGUUUCUCUCAUUCUUCUCUGCAGAUUCUCUUAAGCUCUGUCAGGUUUGAUGGGGAGCAUCGCUGCACAGUUAUUUUCAGGUCUUUCCAGAGAUGUUCGAUCAGGUUCAAGUCCGGAUUCUGACUGGGCCACUCAAGGACAUUCAGAGACUUGUCCCGAAGCCACUCCUGCGUUGUCUUGGCUGUGUGCUUAGGGUUUAUUGUCCUGUUGGAAGGUGAACCUUCGCCCCAGUCUGUGGUCUGUGACACUAGGCAUUCAGGCCAACGAGUUCAAUCUGGGUUUCAUCAGUCUGCCCUGGAGCAGGUUUUCAUCAAGGAUCUCUCUGUACUUUGCGCCAUUGAUCCUGACUGCCGCUGAAAAACAUCCACACAGCCUGGCCACUCUACAAUAAAGGCCCGAUUGGUGGCGUGCUGCAGAGAUGGUUGUCCUUCUGGAAAGUUCUCAUCUCCACAGGUGAGCUCUGUCAGUGACCAUCGGAUUCUUGGUCACCUCCCUGACCAAGGCCCUUCUCCCCCUAUUGCUCAGUUUGGCUGGGCGGCCAGCUCUAGGAAGAGUCUUGGUGGUUCCAAACUUCUUCAAUUUAAGAAUGAUGGAGCCCACUGUGUUCUUGGGGACCUUCAAUGCUGCAGGAAUGUUUUGGUACCCUUCCCCAGGUCUGUGCCUCGACACAAUCCUCUCUGCAUUGUCAACUGUGGGACCUUUAUAUAGACAAUUGUAUGCAUUUCCAAAUCAUGCCAAUCAAUUGAAUUUACCACAGUUUCCAAUCAAGUUGUAGCAACAUCUCAAGAAUGAUCAGUGGUAACAGGAUGCACCGGAGCUCAAUUUCAAGUUGCAUAGCAAAGGGUUCUGUAUACUUGUGUAAAUAAGGCAUUUCUGUUUAUUUUAUUUGCAACAAUUUCAACAAAAUACUUUUUUUCGCUUUGUCAUUAUGGGGUAUUGUGUGUAGAUUGAUGAGGGAAAACUUUAUUUAAUCAAUUUUAGAAUAAGGCUAUAACAUAACAAAAUGUGAAGGGGUCUGAAUACUUUCUGAAUUGCCUGCACUUACAUUUUGAAGACAAAUUAAAUGAUCAAAGAUGAGAAAUGCAACAACACUUCAUGAUUACGACGGAGGGCUUUUGCCAAGUACUGUGUUUCCACAAGGUUAGAAAAGAUGCGCCAGUAAACUCUGUCCAUGCCGCAUUAUAAAAAUGCCCUAACCCCCACCUAAUUCUGAUCUGGAACACAGACACCACCUAGAAAUGUUCAUCCCUGAUGUCUCUUGAGCCUGCCUUCUCACUGUAUAUGUAUAGAUGUGGGUUUUAGUCCCCCCCCCCCUGUUUAAUCCUCUAUUCUUAGACCAACAAGUAAAAGCCACAUAUCAAGGAACAUUGUGCUGUAAAGUCCUGUGCCGCCGCCAGUCACUGGUGUCAUACGAGGUAACUGUGUUCCCUCCAGAGCGAGAUGAGUCACCAGAUCCCGGUAUAAAAGUCUCUCCACAUACUAUAUCCAACACGCUGGAGGCUUUCUGCUGCACUCCAGGUCCCUGAAUAAUUCAUCGCCAUUUUCUUCAGUGUAACGGACCGGGACCCUGGAUUGCGGGCCCCCAAAUCCACACGGUUCACGUUACUCCACCCUCACACUUUUUAAACCUCUUUUCUUUUGCUUGGAGUCUGCUUAUUUGUCUUUUUCAUUAUAAAUGGUGUUAAUAGCCCAUAAUUAAGAGUUGUAACAACCCUUUACUAAAUUAUUCAUGUUCUAUUACCCUCAGAAAUAGGUCUCUAAUACUUCAAAAAGGAGUAGAGUAGUCUGUCAUGGUCUUCAACAUGGACAUUUAUGUUUUUAAUAUUUCACGGUUUCGUGCAAAUACAAAAACUGAAAUGGAAAAAGAGGGAAUUAAAUGCGCAGGCUCCAAUGUACUAAGCAGUAUAAAUAGGCCUUUAUAUCUGGUCUCCUGCAACUUUAAUGACUCCUCUUUCGUGAAUAUAAUUGAACACAUCUCUGCUGACGCCUCUCUUCUUUGAUCCAAGGUCGCCUUCCCCCGAGAUGCUCCACUCGUGUGGAGCUUUUAAAAUUUAGUCUGAGAAAUGUCACUUCUUUUAUCUGAUGCGGUGGAAUAAACACACUGGUCAUGACGGUAAUCCCUCUGUGACGGUGACCUUUUAACAGGUAGCUCGCUCAGUUAUUUUCACGAUAUAGCUUUUAGUCUGAGCAUGAUUUAAAAAGCAUGCCAGUUGGUUCACAGGAGCCUUGUCUCCAUUGUGACAGUUUUGAGACAGCGCCAGGGGUUUAUUGGAAAUAUUGAUCUGCAAGAAUAUUUGAACAACUGGAGUGUAAAGUAUUACAUUAUACAAUUAGAAAACCCUGGCUCUACAUAUGAAUACAGAGACAGGGUUUACUGUGUAAUAUCCCACACAGACUGCGUAAUCAUACAAUCUGAGCUUGAUGACAAAGCCAGUCCCUGCACGAGGCCGUUGUCAUUGCAAUUACAUGGUUCAGGAAUACUAAUAAAGAUGCUGUCACGGUCUUCUCACGUCAAUAUAUGCCUCCAUUGUUGUUUGUUAUUUACAUCUUAUUCAUGUCUACAUUUAUGGUGUUGAGUCGUUGAAUUCUCCCAUUGAUAUGAAUGAAAUGCAUGUUAUAGGCCAGGGCUGCCCCAAACCCUCUUCCCGGAGAUCUUACUGUCCUGUAAGUUCAGUCCAACCCUAAUUUAGCGGUUCUGAUUCAGCUAGUUAAGGUCUGGUUGAGCAGCUAAUUAGUAGAAUCAGGUGUGUUAAAUUAGGGUUGGACUGAACACACAGGACAGUAGGUCUCCAGGAAGAGGGUUGGACUGAACCCACAGGACAGUAGAUCUCCAGGAAGAGAGUUGGGCAGCCCUGUUACAUGCCUAAUUCAGCACUUUAUUUUAUUUGUCUGCAGGUGAAUUAUUAAGUAUAUAAAAUUGUGUUUAAUGGGGAUAAAUACUGGGAUACCUAUAACUUUUUUGAUUCUAGGGGACACUGCAGUCUGUGGUACCUGAUGGACGCCAUUGCGAGGAGACUGUUGUAAGGUCUCAAGUCCAGACCCACCCAACAGUGAAUCCAGUUCUGUUACUGGGUUCAUUCACACAAACCAUGUCUACCUGUCUUGCAUGGAGUUAAGUGGCAAUCUGAUUAUUCUCUCAUACUGAGAAGUGGGCUCCGUUGUGUUUUUCUUUGGUUGCAUAUUCACACUCCCGCUGCAGUGUCUGUUCUUAGAUUUCCUUUCUUUCGUAUGUAAGCGGGCUAAAAAUGUUCUCCCUGUUAAAAAAAUUACUUCAAAGACAAUAUUAUACACAAGACUGUUAAACCUGUACUAAUUUUAUUUUCUGAAUUUGUAAACUGAUGUAUAUUUUAAAACAAAUAAAAUAUUUUAAACUUUA